GGGGUGGCUGGGAAAGAAAAGUGGCAACAGGAGUUGGAAGCCCGAGCGAGGACGAGCAGCGGCGGCGUCAUGGCCCUCCAGAGAAGAGCGUGAGUGACUCCCCAGCACCAAGCGCCACGAGAACUUCCCGUCCCGAAGGCAAGCAACUCUGAGGAGCAGCGGGCGGCGCCUGAUGUUUUGACCGAGGUAACGUCUGGCAUAUCUGAAGAAAUGUUUCUGGUCGCCUUCCAUUUCACAUAUUGAAAGCGCAAAGAACUUGGAUCUUAAUCGUUUUUGGGAGUACAUUCUGCACGUAAAAGCUUUCUGGUAUAAAACGAGGUAUAUGCAAGUGGUUUUAAAAACAACUUCUGGGAUAUAAAAUCCCCCCCCCCGGUUUUUCUCAUUUUUUUUUAAAAAAGGUAUUUUUGAAUAACUGUUGGUGGCAGAGGGAAAAUCUUGAGUUUUACAAAGCAGAUUGACUUGAUUAUUUAAAAUCCCAUUGCCUUCAUUUUUCCUUGGAUAGUGUGUGUGUGGGCGUGCACAAUUUUUUUUUUAAAAAAAUGGAUAAAUAUGACAAUCUGGGUCUGGAGGCAAGCAAAUUCAUAGAAGAUCUUAAUAUGUAUGAAGCCUCCAAAGAUGGGCUUUUCCGAGUAGACAGAGCAGUUGAAAACAACCCAGAAUUUGAAGAAACUAGAAGAGUUUUUGCUACAAAAAUGGCCAAAAUUCAUCUUCAGAAACAGCGAGAACAAGAGGAGCUAAUGAAAGCAUCUCCAGGAGCUCCAAAUGGUGGGGUUGGUUUUGGUACUCAGCAUCAGCUUCCAAACCAUCCUGUAGCCAGAGCCACUACAGGGUCAAAUAAACUGCAUUCUGGAGAAAAUACAGCAAAGCCCCCUUUGGCUACAUCACCAACAGCAUGUGCAGGCCAUCAGCUUGCCUUUCCAAACCAGCCCCAGGGUAAUACGGAUGGAGAGCGAGCAAAGUUAUAUGAAGAUGGCAAGAGAGCUAGCGGUGACUAUGGAUACAGUGAGAGUCCAGAAGCUUCUGGAGGACAUGGUUAUCCCAGAGCAGGUCAGGUGAACCCGUGUAGUUCCAAGUCCUCUUUUUCUUCCCCUUCUCGUGAAGAGCCCAAUGAUAGUGACAAUCGGACAGGUAUUCAAGGCUGGGGAAGAGAUGCUGGUAAGUUUUCAAGCCUGAAACCCACCAUGGGCUCCCAUUUAUGGUCAAGCGUCAAUCACGAUGAGUCAUUGCAGAGAAGUCCUACAAAACCUCAAGCAGAUCUCCAUCCAUACCAGCAACUGCGAAACUCUUGCAGGUCUUCAGAAAGUGGGUAUGGAAGUCAGGAAAGUGGAGGAGAAGGUCCUGGGCUUAGUCAAAGCUAUGACCAAAACCCAACUUACCAGAGAUCAUCCUCUUUCUCUCACGCCUGUGCCCCAUUGCCCUCUUCUGUUGGGUUUAAUGAUGAGUUGCCUGUGGGGUAUUUGCAGCAGAGAUCUUCAUCCUUCUCUGCUCCAUCACCACACUCUCCUCAGGCUCUUUUGAAUCAGUCUGAUAAUAUUAAUCCAAACUGUGGCGUUGAGAUGUGGGCUUCUAGUGCUCCAAAUAAAAACAUCAUUGACAAGCAGUCGAGACAUAGUGAUAGCACUCAGUCUUCAGUUUCUGGUUCACUUCCUACUCCAUUACCUCCAAGUGUAGACUACCAGCAAGCUAACACUCAUGCAAAACCUACUGGCCAUUUUGUAGUUCAUGGUCAAAAUCACAGGAUUAAUUGUGCUGGAUCUGGCAUGAGCCCUGAACAGAAUUCCUUAAGUGGGACAUCUCAUGGACCAAUGAUUUCCCAUGUUCCAAAAUCUCCUUUUAAAGAUGGCAUCACCUCUCUGCAGCAUGACUCUGGUCACCAAGAAACCUCCACUUCUGCAAAAAUAAAACUACCCUGCCAGACACUCCUUCCACAGCAAGAACAAGGGCCAUCCACUGCUGAAUUAAAAUUAGAAGCUCUUACCCAGCGUCUGGAACAGGAGAUGGAUGCUUGUCCAAAGGCUGACUAUUUUGGAACCUGUGUGAAGUGCAACAAAGGUGUAUAUGGCGCAAACCAGGCUUGCCAAGCAAUGGGGAAUCUCUACCAUGAUGGAUGCUUCACCUGUGGAGCAUGUAGUCGAAAGCUGAGAGGGAAAGCUUUUUAUUUUGUUAAUGGAAAGGUGUUUUGUGAAGAAGACUUCCUGUAUUCAGGUUUCCAGCAGUCAGCUGAUAGGUGUUUCAUAUGUGGCCAUUUGAUCAUGGACAUGAUUUUGCAAGCUCUGGGGAAGUCAUAUCAUCCUGGCUGCUUCCGUUGUGUGAUCUGUAAUGAAUGUCUGGAUGGAGUGCCAUUCACAGUAGACAGCGAGAACAAAAUCUACUGUGUCCGGGAUUACCACAAGGUUUUGGCACCAAAAUGUGCAGCUUGUGGUCUUCCCAUUCUGCCAAGUGAGGGAUCUGAUGAGACCAUCCGUGUCGUGUCAAUGGACAAGGAUUACCAUGUGGAAUGUUACCGCUGUGAGGACUGCAGCAUGGAACUCAAUGAUGAGGAUGGACAUCGUUGUUACCCACUGGAUGAACAUUUGCUUUGCCAUUCCUGCCACCUUAAACAUAUAGAGAAAGGCACAAGUCCUGUAGCUGCAUAUCGGCAUCACUACUAGUCAGCGCUGCCAAAGUUCCUAGAAGUCUGCCAAAGGACUACAGUGGUUUCUUUUAGGUGCUCCUGUCUCCCAGCUGGUGAUUUGCAGUAUGAAGAUGAAAGUGGAGGCUUUACCUUGUCCCAUGCAUUGUGCGCACAGGAAUUCUACACAAAGGGUGUUGAUGGCAAAACACAUGCAGUGUUAGCCAGGUAGCUUAUGUGACUUUUUGUUGGACGAAGGGAAUGGGAUAAUAAUUUGGGAAGAACUGCAACAAACUAUAGUGCCGCAUGUAUGCAGUGAUACACAGCCCUGUGUCUAAUCUAGUGGCUUGUUUUUAUAGUCCACUUGUGCGAAUCGUGAAAACACUUCACCAGCAACUCCAUUUAGUGGGUUUCUUGCUCUAGAAAUAUACUGUGCCUCUUCUGUUGUGGGAAUAAUGACUGAGAAUAGCCACAUCCUAUUUUUUUACCCUGUGGGGAUUUUUUUUCCUUUUGUUUCUUUUCCCCUCCUAUUCGACCCUAAGCUCUGAAAAAGGCAGAGACACUGAAAAUAUUUAUGCCUAGGUAAGACUGAUCUGGUGUUCUCACUAUUCAUUUUAGACACCCAGUCAUUCUACCUAUUUCCAGAGUUUAGGCAUCGGCAUUGAUGUGAAAUAACUAGUCAGAAUAACUCACGAGCACACAUUAGGAGGGUUUAUGCAACUUUUAUAACUCUACUUAUUUUGAGCACUUGAAACAACCUGAGAGUAAAGCACGGACUUUAUAUGUACAACUUUAGGAUGUUCUGUCAGCCACUGACUGUGUGGACUGACAGAAAAACAAUUCGUUUUCAAGAAUAAGAUCUUCUAUAUUGUGUCUAGGAAAAAUAAAAACAUCUGUUUUUUUUCUUUGAACACCUGUGCCUUAAAUCAUAACUUUUACAACUAAAUGUGUGUUUAAUAAAUGUGAUAAAGGCUAUUGAAUAUUUGUGUACUUCUAGUUACUAAUGGGAUAAACUGAAGCAGAUACUUUAAUGUUAAUUUAAAAAUGUUUGCCUGAGACGUCAGCCAGUUGAUCGUCCCAAUGCAACCCAAGCUUAUUGAGUGCCAAUAAAUUAAUUCUGCAUCAGU
Molecule: messenger RNA, 3738 nt
Organism: Elgaria multicarinata webbii
Lineage: Eukaryota; Metazoa; Chordata; Lepidosauria; Squamata; Anguidae
Gene: LIMD1
Product: LIM domain containing 1
Exons: 9
Coding region: 540-2651 (703 amino acids)
Biological process (GO): negative regulation of hippo signaling; response to hypoxia; regulation of DNA-templated transcription
Cellular component (GO): nucleus; transcription regulator complex; P-body
Molecular function (GO): transcription corepressor activity
Source: RefSeq, a predicted model, not a curated record